Messenger RNA from Thamnophis elegans (Western terrestrial garter snake), 1124 nucleotides. RefSeq names its product UAP56-interacting factor-like. The transcript is spliced from 9 exons. The coding region runs from base 2 to 868 and encodes 288 amino acids. Lineage: Eukaryota; Metazoa; Chordata; Lepidosauria; Squamata; Natricidae. Gene Ontology annotation, biological process: mRNA export from nucleus. The record is from RefSeq and is a predicted model, not a curated record. Gene Ontology annotation, molecular function: mRNA binding.
CAUGGAGGUGCCGGGCAUCGAGGAGCCGGAGCCGGGCGCGUCCGCCGCCCCCAGCGAGGAGAUCGACCUCUCCCUGGAUGACAUCAUCAAGCGUAACCAGAAGGCCCAGCCGAACCGGAAACCCUGGCAGCACCAGCUGAAGACCCGGAACCUGUCCUCUGGCAACAGGAGGCCUCGAUUCCAGAGCUGGGGACCCCCAACCCUGCCAGGACCUGGCCGAUUUCCCAAAGGAUUUCGGAAGCCACCGUGGGCCAGGAAGCCUUUCUGGAGCAGGAUGGGAACCCCAGGCCCCAGGGCAGCAGGGCAGAUGGCGGGCAGGAGCCCCCUCAACCGGCCAGCCUUUGCCCAACAGGAGAAGCCAGGGAAGGCCCCCAUGGGCAGGAACGGUGAUGGAGCCCCCCAGGACUCUCAGCCAGAAGCCCCCGCAAGAGCCAAGGCCUUCCAAAGAGCAGGGGUGUCUCUGCCAUUUCGGAGACCCUUCCGGUUAACCCGAGGCCGAGCCUUUGGCCAGAGCCAGGCCAGAUUCAACUUCCACCAAAGGCAAGUCAACUCCAAGAAGGAGCAGAAAGCUAUGAGGGGGAGAAGGUGGAGAACGCAGCCCAGCUCCGGAGCAGUCCUGACCGUCUCGGUGUCUAACCGUCAGGCUGGCCACCCCCAGGGGCCAGGACAGAAGCGUCCCUUCCAGAGAAGGCGAAACAACCAGGCCCCGCAGCUUCGCUGGCGGCCGAGAGGAGUGAUGCUAAGAUUCAACUUCCGGGCGAUGGCUAACCAGACCAGUGUGACCCUGAACGAGCGGUUCUCUGGGCUUUGGCACAAACGCCGUUUUUCAACGGAAUGCAACGCCGGCCGGAUGGUGACUCUGCCGUAAGCCCCGAUGGGACCAGGCCAAAGCUGGAAAGACGUCAGCCUUCCAAGGCCACCAAUUGCCUGGGGCUACCUGAGGAGGCCCCUCACCAACCGCAGCUUGGGAGGAAUCUUCUCAAUGGGGAUGGUGAUCUCCAGAGGUCCUUCUUCACCUGAGCCGUGUCUCCAAAGGCUGAGCCUAAAAGGCACAAGCAGUCUUUUUUAUAGUCUGGAGAGGAGCCUAAUGACCACUAGCUGAGUGCAAUUAAAAGGCACCUGCG